Molecule: messenger RNA, 3043 nt
Organism: Purpureocillium takamizusanense
Lineage: Eukaryota; Fungi; Ascomycota; Sordariomycetes; Hypocreales; Ophiocordycipitaceae
Gene: SEC23
Product: GTPase-activating protein S23
Exons: 7
Coding region: 317-2632 (771 amino acids)
Biological process (GO): intracellular protein transport; endoplasmic reticulum to Golgi vesicle-mediated transport; COPII-coated vesicle budding
Cellular component (GO): endoplasmic reticulum exit site; COPII vesicle coat
Molecular function (GO): zinc ion binding; GTPase activator activity
Source: RefSeq, a predicted model, not a curated record
AGUGUCCUUUGCUGGCCCCUUGAUAAAGGCACCUCUGCCACCACUCUGCACACCAUCCCAAACUUGUCUGUCUGGCCUUGGCCGCCUUGCCACUUGACUCAGCAUUUACAAUCACGUACGUCUCUUGCACGGUUCAUUCAUCUAUCGCGGUUUUCGGUCUUCCCGGGACGUGACACAUCUGGCCCCUCGGUCGUCCGCAUCUGCCGCGCCGUAGCUCAACGACUCGAGUGUUGCUGGCCAACCACCACCCAACACAGCUCGCCCUACGAGGUCCUCAGAUUUUGUGUCCACCUCGUCACCUCCGACACGUCGCACAAUGGACUACGAAGCACUCAAGGAGCAGUGGAGCGAAGUGGAGGAUCGCGACGGCGUGCGGCUCAGCUGGAACGUAUUUCCCAGCUCACGCAUGGAAGCCUCGAGACUUGUCGUACCCAUUGGCGCUUUGUACACCCCUUUGAAGGAGAAACUGGAUACGCCGCUGUUGCAGUUCGAGCCUGUGACGUGCAAGCAGCCUUGCCGAGCUGUACUAAAUCCCUUCUGCCAAGUCGACGUCCGCGCCAGGGUCUGGAUUUGUCCGUUCUGCCUAUCAAGAAACCAACUUCCUCCGCAUUAUAAAGACAUUACGGCCAAUGCCAUUCCUCCCGAGCUUCAUCCAGCCAAUACCACGAUUGAGUAUCGACUGUCUCGACCCGCUCCCGCGCCGCCGAUUUUUCUCUAUGUCGUCGAUCUUUGCCAGGAAGACGAUGCUCUCGCGUCCCUGAAAGAGUCGCUUGUUAUGAGCCUGAGCUUGCUUCCGGAGAACGCCCUCGUUGGCCUCAUUACCUUUGGAACGAUGGCGCAAGUACAUGAGAUUGGUUACGAGGGCUGUGCUAAGUCCUACGUUUUCCGCGGAAGCAAGGACUACUCAGCCAAGCAGGUUCAGGAGAUGCUCGGUCUCACAUCCUCAGGCAUGCGCCCAGCAAUGCAACCCCAACCGGGACGCCAAAUUCCCAUGGGUCCGGCAGCGCGAUUUCUCCUGCCUGUACAGCAGGCGGAGUUUCAGCUCACGAAGGCACUGGAGACUCUGCAGAAGGACCCCUGGCCCACGGCCAACGACCGACGCAGCCUACGUUGCACGGGCGUGGCCCUGGGUGUGGCGGUGGGCUUAAUGGAAUCAUCCUUUCAGAAUGCUGGAGGCCGCAUCAUGCUGUUUGCCGGUGGCCCCGCUACCGAGGGUCCAGGCAUGGUUGUAGGACCCGAGCUCAGAGAGCCAAUCCGUUCGCAUCACGACAUCGACCGAGACAACGUGAAGUACUACAAGAAGGCAUUGAAGUUUUAUGACAACCUGGCGAAACGUACAGCUCACAAUGGGCAUGUCAUAGACAUAUUCGCUGGUUGUCUGGAUCAGGUCGGCCUUUUGGAGAUGAAGGGCCUCUGUAACUCGACAGGCGGGCACAUGAUCCUGACCGAUAGCUUCACAGCUUCUAUGUUCAGACAAUCCUUCAUCCGGGUAUUUGAGAAGGAUGGGGACGACAAUCUUCUCAUGGGCUUCAACGCUGUACUCGAGGUACUCACUACCAAGGAGCUAAAGGUCACUGGACUUAUUGGGCACGCUGUGUCUCUCAACAAGAAAUCCGUCUCCGUUGGUGAAACGGAAUGCGGCAUCGGCAAUACGUGUUCCUGGAAGAUGUGCGGCAUUGACCCCAAAGCCAGCUACGGCAUUUAUUUCGAGGUCGCCAGUCAAGGUCCCGUGUCCCACCAGCAAGCACCUCAGAAAGGAAUGAUGCAAUUCCUGACUUAUUACCAACACUCUUCGGGCCAGUUCCACCUGCGUGUGACGACUGUGGCCCGAAACCUGAGCGGUCCAGCCGGUGACCCGGCGAUUGCUCAGUCAUUCGACCAAGAAGCGGCUGCGGUGCUCAUGUCCCGAAUAGCUGUAUUCAAAUCCGAAGUUGAUGACGGCCCGGACGUGCUGCGGUGGGUGGACAGGAUGCUUAUUCGCCUCUGCUCGCGAUUUGCCGACUAUCGGAAGGAUGACCCUUCGUCUUUCCGGCUGGAAAAGAACUUCACGCUCUACCCUCAAUUCAUGUUCCAUUUGCGCCGCAGUCAAUUUUUGCAGGUUUUCAAUAACUCUCCUGACGAAACGGCUUUCGAUCGGCACGUGCUGAAUCACGAAGACGUUAGCAACUCGCUCGUCAUGAUUCAACCCACACUCGACUCGUACACGUUCGACCAAGACGGAGGCGUUCCUGUUUUGUUGGAUUCCGCUUCCAUACAGCCAACUCAUAUUCUAUUACUAGACACGUUCUUCCAUAUCUUGAUCUUCCACGGCGAGACGAUUGCUGAGUGGCGCAAGGCUGGAUAUCAAGAUCAGGAGGGCUACGAGAACUUCGCGGCGUUAUUGGAGCAGCCCAAGGAGGAUGCCAGGGAUCUUAUCACGGAUCGCUUUCCGCUCCCUCGCUUUGUUGUAUGCGAUGCUGGCGGCUCCCAAGCCCGGUUCCUGCUUUCCAAGCUGAAUCCGUCUACGACUCACACGACAGGUCCGUACGGCGGUACCGGAGCUACGUCCGCCCAAACCAUCUUCACCGACGAUGUUUCGCUACAGACUUUCAUGGACCAUUUGAUGAAGCUUGCCGUGAGUGGCACCAACUGAUUACGUAGCAAGUCAACCCUGCCUUGCAUUCAGGUCGGGUGAGUGAGUUUCCGGAUGGGCACGAGCAAGACUUCGAAUCUACGUCUGCUGUUUGGCGCCCACCCUGAGCUGCGAGCUCUGCGGGAGUAGUGUUAUAUGCUUAGCUCUCCGCGGAUUGGUUUAAAAUGUGUGAAAAUCACAGCUUCUCAGGCCUCGAGAUUCUCUGGCGCGCAAAGCAUUCUGUCGUAGGUAGCAAAAUGUGAUGGUUGUGAUUGCUGUUGAGCCACGUACUGUUGAGCUACGUACUUUCGUGGCUGGAAAUCACUGGUUUUGAGGCGCGGCACAUUAUUAGUCCUGUUUGCAUUGCUGAGCGGCGAGGAAAUCGAUGAAAUAGGCUUCGGUGAAGUUGAACCAAUGGUGCUUGGCCAUACC